GCGGCAAUAGCAGACACUACAAAAGUUCGUUUUCGUCACUCAUUUCUAGCUUAGAUUUUUGUUCCUGAAAUAUUGAAAUAAUUAAAAAUAUUUAGCAAAAUACUUUUUUGAACAUGUCAAGAGUACAGUGCUGUUAUUUUUAAAGUAGUGUAACACCGCAAUUUAGUUUGUUACUCAAUGAGUAAUUAGUGAUAAAAAAAUACAACUUCUACGGAAUAUUUAUUUGUUACUAAUUUUUGAAUAAUUUGAAACAAGUACGUUCUGUUUUUUUAAUAUUAAUUUUGGGAUUAAAGCGUGUCGAUUAGUACCCAUAUUAACAAUUUUUACUAAGUUUUGUCAACUGGACUGCAAACUAGAUAAUUGCCAAAGAAUUGUUCGCGCGCUGUUAAGGAAUUUUAAAAUGCCACAGGAAGUUAGAUUGUUGCAAUGCUUUGACUGUAAAAUCUACCAAGUCGAUUUGGUAAAAAAGGCGAAAAAAUGGACUUGCAAAGUUUGUAAUGCCAAGCAGAGUUUACAGGGCGAAUAUUUUCGUGGAAGUGGGCCGGAAUGCCGUACGCGGGUACAGGAGCUGAAUAAACAACGCGAACUAAAGGCCUUGAACAAGGAUAAGAUUGCAUUAGAGUUAGCGAAAAAUUCUGAAUGCAGUAUAGAAACCGCCAUGGAGCACCAAAUACCACAAGGAAUGCCAAGCCAACUUGAGCAGAAAACAGUUCCCAGUAGAUUUUCACACUUCGUAGCUAAAAAUACUGCAGUAUUUGAGGGAAGUAACGAUAAAUUUCAACUGCACAGUGAUAACCAAAGCAUACAACAGGGGACAACGCCAAAAUCUAAAAGUAUUAAACGCUCCUCCGUGGAAAAUGGAGAUUUCAAAAGUACCAAAAAAUGUAGCAAGUGGGAUUUGUAUCUAUAAGAGUAAUAUAUUUUAAUCGCAUUACCAGCAUAAAAGUUGUUCAAACAUUCCGUAUCAGGAAAGCUUUGCACAUCAAGAUCUGAACCAUAUAACAGCUGGAUAAUGUUCAUGAGCAAAGGAUUUGAAGUGCUUCUUUUUUUGUGCGUGUUGUUUUUGUUACCAAUAGUACGAACAUUUAAAUACAGUAAAUAAAAUAAAAUACAUACAUAAUUAGUCAUGAAACGGUUUGGUAAGCAUAAAAGCUAUUACACUAUAAUUUUAAUAAAUAUUUUUUCUUGUUAAACAAAGUGAAACUUCAAAUUACAAUUAAAA
Anastrepha obliqua is the source of this 1222-nucleotide messenger RNA. RefSeq names its product MRN complex-interacting protein. Gene Ontology annotation, cellular component: nucleus. The transcript is spliced from 2 exons. The record is from RefSeq and is a predicted model, not a curated record. Bases 401 to 910 code for a protein of 169 amino acids. Gene Ontology annotation, biological process: mitotic G2 DNA damage checkpoint signaling. NCBI's taxonomy places the organism in Eukaryota, Metazoa, Arthropoda, Insecta, Diptera, Tephritidae. Gene Ontology annotation, molecular function: chromatin binding.